Xiphophorus couchianus (Monterrey platyfish) is the source of this 1505-nucleotide messenger RNA. It is a transcript of the gene elob, whose product is annotated as elongin B. The transcript has 4 exons. The record is from RefSeq and is a predicted model, not a curated record. Gene Ontology annotation, cellular component: VCB complex; elongin complex. Gene Ontology annotation, biological process: transcription elongation by RNA polymerase II. Gene Ontology annotation, molecular function: protein binding. NCBI's taxonomy places the organism in Eukaryota, Metazoa, Chordata, Actinopteri, Cyprinodontiformes, Poeciliidae. Bases 146 to 505 code for a protein of 119 amino acids.
ACGUCAGCAGGCAGUGCACAUUGUUACCAUCUACAAUACCGCCAUCUUCUGGUAGACGUCCGGUAUUACACCUAACUGUGACAUCACGGCUGUCGUUGUGCAGAGUGGAGGUUUUUUUUUUUUAGUGUGCAGCCAACCGCAAGAAAUGGAUGUGUUUUUAAUGAUCCGACGCAACAAGACAACCAUCUUCACAGAUGCCAAAGAGUCGACCACAGUUUAUGAACUGAAGCGCAUUGUUGAAGGCAUUUUAAAGAGGCCACCUGAAGAUCAAAUACUUUUCAAGGAUGAUGUUGUGCUUGGUGACAGUCAGACUCUUGGAAAUUGUGGCUUCACAAAUCAAACGGCCCGACCUCAGGCUCCCGCCACAGUGGGGUUAGCACUUCGUCUCAGCGAUGAUUCAUUUGAGCCGCUGAGCAUCGAGUCGUUCUCCACUCCGCCGGAGCUUCCUGACGUCAUGAAGCCUCAGGACUCUGGAAGCACAGCCAACGAGCAGGCGGUGCAGUGAAGAACGGAGCCAUAAAACAACAACCGGUCCACAGAUCGGGGCGGAGGGAGGGCAUCGGGUGGGGUCCAAUUCUGGGAUGCGAAGCCUCGCCGAAUGACAUUUUCCUGACAACAAUUCUCAAACGAGGCAUAAAUAAUUAGAGAUUCCCCUUAAAUUUAAGGGGAGAUUAAAGUGGUUUAUUUGUGUUGAAAUUAACGAGGGCAUGUUAGAAAAAGUUUCACAAGAUACCCUGCAGAGAAACCUGACGGACCUGUCACAACACUGUCGGCCAUCUUGGGAUUAGUGACGGCUGAAGCCAAGAAUCGUACCUCUUAUUUAAUGAAUUCUAGACUAUUUAGAGGAAGGUGAAAGCUGCCUUGCUCACAAUCUUUGUUUUGCUGGCUAAAGAGUUUUAAUUGAUUAAGUGUGGCUUUUUUUUUUAGUGUUUUGUGUUUGCGUGUUUCUUUAUUAAACUGAAAGUAGUUUUUUGUUUUGUUGGGGGGUUUUUUGUCUUUUGCCUGGAUGUUUUGCAACCAUAAAAAGAGAGUGUAUGAAUUUCUAAGUUACCGUUUGUAUUUCAAAACUUCUGAACAACACUCAAAUAAAAAGAGAUCCACUGGUUUUUAUUACUCUUUACCAAUCAGUAGUUAAUGUUUUCAUCAGAAACUACUGAAACUGAACUCAUUUAUUGAUGAACUGUUGUUUUACUGUCAAACCUUUGGAGAUUUUAAACAUUUUAGAUACAUAAAACAUCUUGAAUGGCCAUCAUAUCACUCCACUGUAGUUUACUAAUAGCUGCAGUUUCCCCUAAAUUUAGCUAAUAUAUUUGCAGAGCCAAACCUCAGAUUAAAUCGAUGGUCCUUUUUUUAUCUCAAAGAAAGGAAAUCUGACCCUUGAGGAGCGGAAUGAAACCGUUUUAGCACAUUUUGUUAGCAUGUUUGCAAAUUCAGGCUGUUAAAACAGGUGGACAUUACCAGAGUUGCACUUGUAACUGAUUUAACAUUAAAACAAUUGUUUUUCA